Molecule: messenger RNA, 2499 nt
Organism: Actinia tenebrosa (Australian red waratah sea anemone)
Lineage: Eukaryota; Metazoa; Cnidaria; Anthozoa; Actiniaria; Actiniidae
Product: UDP-glucuronosyltransferase 1-2
Molecular function (GO): UDP-glycosyltransferase activity
Source: RefSeq, a predicted model, not a curated record
UUGAAAAAACGACUUCCAAAAUGGCGAAGAUGGCUCAAUCCAUGUAUUUUUUAAUCAUCAUCAUUGCUAGCUGCACAGUUGUUCGCACCUCUAGAAUUCUACUGAUGCCUUUGUUUGGAAACAGCGAUUAUUUUAUUUUCAAGAAGAUUGCAACGGAGCUAUCAAACAGAGGCCAUGAGGUCAAAUUGUUAACUGCUUCCAACUUGAAGCACUUCAUAGGGACAUCCAACAUCAGUCAUCUGAUCUACGAAGCCCCUCAAAGUUUGAACGAAGUCGAGGACAAAGUUGAAAAAAUCACCCAAGAUCCAAUUGUAAGCCGUGUGUUUGCUGUUUUCCCCUUCGCAGUGCUUUUGAAGUUUCAGCAAAUGGUCUGUAGAGAUUUCCUAAACAACACCAAAAUUCUUCAAGAAGUCAAGGACUUUCGAGCAGAUCUUUUGGUUUCUGACGUGGUGUUCAUGUGCAAUCCAAUCCUACAAGAAAUAUUGAGUAUUCCACGCGUUGAUGUUUCACCUUCCGGUAUUAUUCCCUUCUUCAUGCAGUCACUGCAAAUUCCUUGCCCUGUUUCGUACACACCACAGAUGGGAACAGACAGCACGGAUGAAAUGUCCUUUUUCGAACGUGUACACAAUAUGGCUAUGUACAUUGUAUCUGAGUUCCUCAGGGAAUUCUUUCUCUAUAAACCUUUUGGAGACUUGAAAAAGGAAUUCAAGAUUAGCCCCGAGCGGUCAUUUAGUGAAGCAUUACAGAAUGGGGAGAUGCUGUUGGUACAAGCAGACUUUGCUUUGGAUAUUCCCAGACCUCUUCCACCAGCUGUCAAAAUGAUUGGCGCGGUACUUCCCGAACCAGCCCAACCCCUCCCUGCAGACCUGGAACAGUUUAUGCAAAGCUCAGGAGACCAUGGUGUUAUCUUGGUGACGUUUGGUUCAAUGGUGUCCAAAUUAGAUGCAUCUAUCCUGAAGAAGAUGACGGUUGUGUUUGGUAGACUCAAGCAGAAGAUCUUAUGGAAGGUUAAAAGAGAGGCUCUUCCAUUGGACGUCUCUUCAAACAUCAAGGCCGUGAAAUGGCUUCCACAAAAUGACGUAUUAGGUCACCACAAGACAAGGCUGUUCAUAUCCCACAUGGGACACAAUGGAAUGUAUGAAGCUCUUUAUCAUGGCGUCCCUCUUGUUGCCUGUCCAUUGUUUGGCGAUCAGUUUAGCAACACAAACCUCGUUGUUCGUGCUGGAGUUGGGUCGAAGGUUAUAUUGAGAACCAUAUCUGAAGACGAACUGGAGAAAGUUAUAAGAAGCGUCUUGGACGAUUCACAAUUCAAGUCAAAAGCGUCUCAUUUGUCAAAUCUAAUGAGGGACCGACCGCGMACGCCCUUACAAGAGUCCGCUGAUUCAAUCGAAUACGUGCUUAGAAACGGAAACCUACGUCAUCUUCGUGUCCGAUCGUUCGAUCUACCAUGGUAUCAGUACUACCUUGUCGACGUCAUGCUUUUCAUUGCUGCCUUGGUUACAGCUGUUGUGUUUGUGUUGGCAUUUUUCUGUCGAUGCUGCUGCAAUUUGCUGUGCAGGAGGAGGCUUGGGAAACAGAAGGCAGAAUAGUUUGAUGAUGAUAAUGAUGAUAAACGAUCCUAAUUGCAAAUACUAAUAAAAAUUAAUUAUACUUUAAAUCUAAUACAUAUGAUAAAUUAGAAAAACCUUACAGUCAAAACAAGAAAAUUGUGAACACCUAAAAUAUGUCUGGAAUGUAAAACAUCGUGUCCUGACCAAUCACAUGCGACAGUUAAUUAGACAUGAAUUCAUUCUCGCAUGUGAUUGGUCAGAAAGUAUCGGUUUUCUUACUUUGACUGUAACUUAUUCAUAUAAACGAAAUAAAAUCAAUAAUAAUAAUAACAAUAAUAAUAAUAAUAGCAAUAAUCGUAAUAAUAAAAAGUUUCUAAUUUUAAAUGAUGAUACAAGAUAUACUAAUACUAAGACAUAGCGCAUACUAUCAAUUAAAAUAAAAUUAAACUAUGAAUAUUUAAAAAAUGAAACAUUAAAUAAGCGAAAAUAUUCAUAGGACUCUGAAAAUGACUUCCGCUCAGGUUGUGGAAACCUCAAACACCACCACCAACAGCCUUUCCUCAAGACUACACUCACCCGCCCGGACGAUCGCAUUUCACAAUGAAACUGAAUGAAAAAAAACACCUGGAUGGGUUUUAAACCAUUUACUCUUAACAUUCAUAUAACCAAAUAGUAUUUUUACACAAGUCAAUAUAAAUAACCCAGCGAGCUUAUUGGUCACAAUGCAAUCUUGAAUGCAAGGCUAACAUGGAAACACGAAAGAAAUGGCACAAAUUCUAUCGAGAAAAGUUAUUUUGCAUUUUAUUUCAUGCUAGCCUCGCAUCCACUAAAUUUUUGAAUAGAACAGUGAAGGCGCACGCAUGUUUGUUCAUGUGUGCCGCUUGCAGAGAUGAAAUAAAAUUUGGAACAAAAAUACAAAAACAAACUCGCGUCUUGGUAAAUAUUUCUC